AUGAACCAUCCUUCUCGUCGUUAUCCUCUAGUUAAAUCAGAUACCUCCUUUUGUGUCAAGAAAAAUAUUACAGGUGGGUCUCGGGUCUCGGAUAUGAUUUCAGGUGAGAAAGAAAUUGCAGGUGGGGUGAGUGGAUCUCGGCGACAUCAGAUAAAGGGUGAAUAUGGCAUAUGUUAUUCAGCCGCGAUUUCCCUGUUUAAAAGGAAAGAAGACCAACAACUUGUAUGCCUGAAGAUACUCCGACUUUUGCAUAAUCUGUUUGUGACAAUGACAGAUAGAAACAUCACUUUGAUUAAAGACUUGGACAAUAUGAAAGAUGAUUACACACUAAAAGUGUCUAUCAUCCGGCUAUGGAGAUCAAUUUCAGAUGUUAACCCCAUUAUAGUCAAAUCAAUUGAGAUGAUAUUGAUGGAUGAGAUGUGUACUAAAAUCCGAGCAAGUGUCUAUCCAAGAGAUUUUCAAAGAUACAGUUUUAAAAUAAGUGAUGUAAAGGACAAGUUAAACUUGCAUGGAUUUUCUUGUGUUUCGUUUGAAACAAUUAUCUCUGCAACAACUACAUCUAAUGACUUAAUUGAUGUUAUUGGUGAAGUUGUUUCAUUAGGAAAGCUUGAUUCUCGUGAUGUCAACAAAUCCAGACAUAAACUACCUUUACAGAUUCGAAACUUAGAAGGUUUGCAGGUUAACGUGACAUUGUUUGAAGAUAUUGCAUACCAAUUGAUUUCUUAUGUUGAAGCUCAUAAACAAGUUGGUCGACUGCCUUCCGAUAACAGUCAUUUUGAUCACACUCGGAUGUUCAUAAAUGCUGAUCUCCCCGAUAUUGUUACCUUCACAGAUAGCUUGGUUGGUCUACGAGGACUUCAAAACCCUUCUUCUUCUUUGACUGUUGAUACCUCUCAAUCAUAUUCUGAAUACGAUGACUUUUUGAUCAAUCAUAAUGUUAAAAAUGUUGUCGAUUUGCUAGAACCACAAGAGGUCGGGAAAUUCAUCAUUGUUGGGACCAUUUAUGGGAUUCGACAAGAUAUUGAUUGGUACUAUGAUGCAUGUACAAACCGUGGAAAGAAAGUAGAUGCAAGGAAUGUGUUCAGCGGUCCAGAAAGUGGUGAUGCAAGUGUGGUUUAUGAAUGCUAUAGUGAUAAGUGUAUAAAAAAGGAAAUAUCUUCUGUUCCAAGGUAUAAGGCAGGUAAUUCUGCAAAUGCUGAUGAUACAAAAAUCGCAUCUCACGAAUUGAAGUCAUUAAAGGAUGCGAUCUCACAAACCGGUGAUAAUUUGACCCCUUCAAUGCCUGACAAAUUUGAAGCUACAAGUCCGUUCAAGUUUAAUUUGCCGCCAAUGGUAAAAAAACGAAACGUUGGAGAUUCCAUUGAUGUUGAUGAGUAUGAUAAUGUGAAUUCGUCGACCAAAGUACCUAGAUUGAAUUCCAAGGUGGAUGGCAACACAGUAUUGGUUUUCAUGGUGUUCAACAUUGAUAGUUCUUGGUUUAUUUUCGCUGCUAUUCUCUGUCUUAAUUAA
Lactuca virosa is the source of this 1509-nucleotide messenger RNA. The record is from the annotation of a GenBank genome assembly. NCBI's taxonomy places the organism in Eukaryota, Viridiplantae, Streptophyta, Magnoliopsida, Asterales, Asteraceae.